Messenger RNA from Diospyros lotus (date-plum), 1000 nucleotides. Its product is annotated as chlorophyll a-b binding protein CP24 10A, chloroplastic. The record is from RefSeq and is a predicted model, not a curated record. The transcript has 2 exons. Gene Ontology annotation, biological process: response to light stimulus; photosynthesis, light harvesting in photosystem I. Bases 75 to 854 code for a protein of 259 amino acids. Gene Ontology annotation, cellular component: membrane. NCBI's taxonomy places the organism in Eukaryota, Viridiplantae, Streptophyta, Magnoliopsida, Ericales, Ebenaceae.
UAUAUGAGCAGAAGGAGAAGAAAGAAGAGAAGAGAGAGAUUCAGCAGAGGGAGAAGAGAGAGAGAGGAGAAGCAAUGGCUGCGACAUCGGCUGCAGUGUUGAAUGGCUUGGGCUCUUCCUUCUUGUCCGGCGGAAAGACGAGCCACGCCUUGUUGUGUGCGCCCAUUGGAGCUAGGUCGGCCGGCGGCCCAGCAGCGGCUCCUCGGAGGUUGGUGGUGGCCGCCGCCGCCGCUCCCAAGAAGUCCUGGAUCCCCGGAGUCAGGGGCGGCGGCAAUCUCGUCGAUCCCGAGUGGCUCGAUGGCUCGCUUCCAGGUGACUAUGGUUUCGACCCACUAGGACUGGGAAAGGACCCUGCAUUUCUCAGGUGGUAUAGAGAGGCGGAGCUGAUCCACGGCCGGUGGGCGAUGGCGGCUGUCGUGGGCAUCUUUGUCGGGCAAGCCUGGAGCGGCAUCCCGUGGUUCGAGGCCGGUGCUGACCCCGGCGCAAUUGCUCCCUUCUCCUUCGGCACGCUGCUCGGCACCCAGCUCCUCCUCAUGGGAUGGGUGGAGAGCAAGAGGUGGGUUGAUUUCUUCAACCCCGAGUCCCAGUCCGUGGAAUGGGCAACUCCAUGGUCAAGAACAGCCGAGAACUUCGCCAACGCCACCGGCGACCAAGGCUACCCGGGCGGCAAAUUCUUUGACCCCUUGUCGCUCGCUGGCACGAUCAGGGAUGGGGUUUACAUUCCUGACAGGGAGAAGCUAGAGAGACUGAAGCUGGCUGAGAUCAAGCAUGCUAGGCUUGCCAUGGUGGCUAUGUUGAUUUUCUACUUUGAGGCUGGACAAGGGAAGACACCUCUGGGAGCUCUUGGCUUGUAAACUGCCCUAGACUAGAAGACUUUAUGAGAAUGUAAAAAAGAGCAAAUGGGUUAUAGAGAAGAAAUUCAAAAUGCUUGAUUUUCUUUUCAAUAUGUGAGUUCUCCCAAAGAAAAUUCAAAUUGUUUUGGCUUGGAGUUUGUUUGUAA